Magallana angulata is the source of this 3279-nucleotide messenger RNA. RefSeq names its product E3 ubiquitin-protein ligase TRIM56-like. The record is from RefSeq and is a predicted model, not a curated record. Lineage: Eukaryota; Metazoa; Mollusca; Bivalvia; Ostreida; Ostreidae. Gene Ontology annotation, biological process: positive regulation of DNA-templated transcription. Gene Ontology annotation, molecular function: protein binding; zinc ion binding; ubiquitin-protein transferase activity. Gene Ontology annotation, cellular component: nucleoplasm; chromatin. The coding region runs from base 59 to 2077 and encodes 672 amino acids. The transcript has a single exon.
CACGACAAUCCUUAAUAUCCGCUUUCUCAACAAGGCUAAGGACCUAGUAUUUUUCACAAUGUCAGUUUUAGCGAAAGAAUUGGGUGAUGAUUUUCUAUGUUGCGUUUUAUGUCAGGAAUUACUUAAAGUUCCAAGACUUUUGCCCUGCCUACAUUCCAUUUGUAGUUCAUGUGCAAGUUUCAGGCUAGAUAAAAGUGAUAAGUUCAUUAGCUGCCCGAUAUGUGAAGACAUGGUGACCAUUUCAAAUUUUGAAAAUACAUAUCUAAAUCCCUGGUUAAAGAAUAUCAUAAGUGUUAUCAAAAUAACUCAAAACUCUGAAGGGAAAUUCUGUUCUUUUUGUGAGUUGAAAGGUGGAUAUCAAGAAGCUGUUGCUACAUGCCUGACAUGCUUUGACCUUUUAUGCAAAACGUGCUGGGAAAGUCGACACACAUUUACAACUUUGACAAAAGAUCAUCAUGUGGUCUCUAUUGAAGAAGCGCAAAGUGGAUGUUAUGAUUCGGAGAUGAGAUCAAAUCAAACUAUAUGUUGUUCCGUCCACAAGAAGGAGUAUUACAAAUUCUUUUGCAAGACCUGUGAUGUCCCAAUAUGUCGAGAUUGCACAGUUUUACAACACAGAUCACACGACCACAUUUCACCAAAAGACGCCCUAAAAUAUUCUGAACUGUGUUUACAGAAAGAAAUAGACCGCGUUGAAAAGGGUAUUAUUCAACUGAAGAUACAACAAUCUGAACUUGAUAAACAAUCAAAAGAUUCUGAAAACUGUGAAGAAAAUUUGAGAAUUCAAAUUGAGACAACCUGUAACAGCAUGAUAAAUAAAAUCAAUGCUCAGAGGAGAUCGUUGGAAAGAAGUUUGACUCAGUCGCUUAAAAACCCUAAGGAAAAAACAAAAUUAAAAACCGAACUGGCGAAAAACAAAAUAAGACUACUCGAAAGGACCACAUCGUUUUGUAAAUUCUUGCUUAAAUAUGGAACAGACUUUGAAAUACUGAGUCUGCAAAGUUUAGUUAUGAGAAGGGUUAAACAUACUUCAGUUAAACUUGAUCAGUGUCCAUCUUCAGAAAACAGAGUAACAAUGCCAAGGUUAUCUACAAGUUGGAAGGAACCGGAUUUUAAAUUGAUUUUUGAAAAUGGACUUAAUGCAGUGGAAAACGACACAUUACCAAUGGAAACAAAAAGCGUACAGACAGACGAAGAAGAAAAGAACAAAACUGUAAUGGGUAUAUCUCAAAGUGAUGUUGGUAUACAGUGCAACAUCAUAGAGCGCGAUAUACUAAAGGGGGAUAAAGCCGUACAAACUUGCCGGUAUAGCGAUAUGAUUAUACAAUGUUCUUUGCUAGCAACUCGUUGCUUUGUUAACUUACAAACUCCAAAAAUCAGUUGUUUAUCAUGGAUGACUAAUGAAUCUUUUAUUGCUGUUGACCAGUGCAAUAGCAAUGUAAAUUUGUGCUUUUUGGCGUUUUCUGGAAAUGGUAUGGUAUUGGAAAACUGUAUUAACUCAACAGUAACUAGCUGGUGUAUAGCAAUAAGAACAGGGUCUUCAGAAAUAAUUGUUUUGGACCACAAUUGGAGCAAAAAGAAUUGUGUAUCUAAUGUAUCUGUCUUAUUCGCUACUCCGCCACUUUCGAUUCUCCUUGCCUGUACUACAAAUUACGCCAUUUCGGUCUUUUCGCAUGGUAUGACACUUUUAAAAAGGCUGGAGUUUACUGAUACAAAAGGAAAUCCCUUAGUUUUAAAAGAUCCACGAUUUGGUUGUAUCUUUUCCUCUGGUAAAUUUGCAGUGUCAGACUUCGACAAUGACUUUGUUUUCAUAUUUGACGAAAACGCCCGAUUGUUCCGCAAGGAAUUUUGUUUUCCCGGUCCAAUAGCCAUUGACAAAGAUGACCUGAUCUACAUUGCUGAUUUUUACGAACAUCGUGUCAUUGUGACAAAUUUUGAAGGAUCCCUCAGGAACACAAUUAAUUUGUUACCUCAUGUGUCUCAUCCAAGAAGCAUCUCCAUCAGUUCUGACUACAAACUUGCUGUUGCUUUUAGAAACAGCGUUGCCCUAUUCCAACUAAGAAUAGAAAACGUUUCAUAAAUACAUUGUAAAAAUUGAUUAUUUCAGGGAUCAUAAUUGUACAAAAAUGAAACUAAUAAUCAUAGAAUUAACAAUAUAAGAUAUUAUGUCACUUAAUAGUUUAAAUGCGUAUAUAAAAAAAUGAGGAUGCUACAUAAUAUAAAUUAAUCUAAUUUCAAAUUGUGUUUUAUAUGUAUUUUAAUGCAUGUUCUGUAAUUGAAAACUGAUUUAGUACCUACUAGAGGAAAAUCAAACUGAGAGUUAAUGUUCCCUUUAAGUCAAUAAGAUUGAUUGUAACUGAACUACCCGCGAAUUUGCUUUAUCUAUAUGCAAUGUUUUAACUGUCCUGGUACAAUCACGUCAUUUCAUAAUAAUAGGUGUAAAUAAAUUUAUAUCACUCCAUGAAAUUAUUUAUGUUAAGGGGCAUUUUUAACUAGGUCUUGAAUAUUUUAUUUCAAGCGUUUUCGCUUACUGUAAAUCGUAUUACAUUUGGCGUGCAUUAUAUUUGGUGGAAAAAAGUUGAUGAAUUUAUGCAUUUAUCGAUGUACUUAAUUUAGCGGAAACCGCAUUACGCCAAAAACGUCAAAUACAAUACACAGCCAAAUUUAAUACGUUAACAGUAUUUCAAUCCUCUGAAAAUGAAUUUCUUGACUCCUUUCAAGUUUAAGUUCUUUAGAAUGAUAAAUUGUAAUUAAGAAGGUUGUGUGGUUAUCAAAUUAAUCAUUAAAUAUGUCUUUUAAUGCGAUUUUUAGCUAUUAACAUUUGUGUAGCAUAAAACAUGUCUUUGCAGAGAUCCUCUUUUCAAAAAGAAUAAUGUAUUUUAGAACUAUCCACGACUCACACAUCUCAAUACAAAAACAUAUCUCUUGUUUCAGGGAAAAACCUUUGACUUAAGGUUUUGUGUUAAUUAUCAGAGCCUUUAGAAGCAUGCAAAAUACAACUGUGUACAUUCUUUUCAUAACCUUUAUUAGAAAUUUUACACAAAACUUUUUUACAAAAGCAAGUCUUUCAGGGCAGCUAACAGGAUAUCUGGUAUAAAACAUGAUUGUAAUUUUUACGAAAUUUCUCUAUUGUUCAAACAAUUUUAAGGAUAAACUUUGAAUAUGGGUGUAACGAAUAUUGGUCAAAUUUUCACCAACAUUGUAUUUUUUAAAGUGCGUGCCAUUUUAUUUCGAUGUAUUUUUUCUGUCCAUUCACUAUCAAUGGUAAUGUAAUUUUUGAAA